AUGAUAAGUUUUUUCAUAGACAAUACAUGGCGCUUGAAGGUUAUGAAUGUUGCAAAGUAUUUAAAGUGUGAUAUAGACAAGGCUACAUUUGGAUUAAGCUGGAAGUCUGCAUGUAAAAUCCCCCAUGAUUGUCUAGACAAUCCUACACAUUUUUCAAACUUUACAGGAUCAUCCUGGUAUGGUUCCCGUGUAGACAUAGAUAUUAGCAAAACAACUGCUAAAGUAGGAUAUUUUGAUUCUUGUAGAAACCAAAUUAAUAUUGUAAAAGAUCAGGAACGUUUCGGAAAUGGAUACAAAACAUACACACACAAGGCACAUCAAGGGGGAGAUCUUAUUGGUGGAAUAAACUACGCUGGCAAGGAUCAGACUGGAUUUGGUAAUUUAAACACCGCAUAUAAUAUAGAACUCACCGUAGUAUAUUUGUAUCACGAUCAUGAUAAUCAGAUACCACUUGUGAUUAUGCUAAAGGAUAGCUAUGUUUCCACUUACUACUCUAGGAAUGACUAUUUUUCAAGCCCUUUCACAUGGACGAGAGAUUUUUACUUUCAGUAUCAACUCAACCCACUUUCACAGAUUAGUUCGAAAAUAAAGGAUUUUGUGGUACUCAAACUUGAUGCUACAAAUGGGAACUACUUUGCAAAUGGAGAUUCCAAACCUCCUGAAGUUAACGGGCAUGUUAGAGUAUCAGUAAUCUCGUCUAUAUAUGAGGGUAUAUAUGACAAAUAUACUCACAUACCAUCAGGAGGAAUAUCAUUAUUGAGGCCAUUUUUGACUAUAAUUGAACAUACGAGUAUAAAAUUCAGCGAUGCUUCAUAUACAAAACCAUCCAAAGAAGCUAAUGUAUAUUACUGGAGUUGUGACAAAGAUUCUGUUCGUCCUCUUAUUAUUGAACUGUUUUCCGGUUCCUCCACUUACUAUAAGUUCAUUAAUGAUAAGAAUAAUAAGAGAUGGCAGAAUGUUACAGAGAAUACAAACAUCAAGAAUAUACUUGAUAAAGAGAAUUGUGAAAGGAACAAAGCUCAUCAAAUUGAUAUCUCUAAAACUACGGGUACUACUUAUCCCUGUUUAACUCCAGGUUGUAACAUUCAGAUUACUGUGUCAGAUCUUUCCAUUUCAGGAUAUUCCAGGUUCUCACAUCACAUCUCUGACGUUUCAUCUAAUCUUUCAGUUGCCAGGUUUAAAGACCGCGGCGUUGAACAAACAGGACUCCCAACCGUUAAGGGUGUACAUCAGAUUAUUGUCUUCUCCUAUCCUAAGGAUAAUAGAAAGCCCCUCCUUAUUCACUGGAAAGUGCCUAGCAGUCAUAAGUGGUUUAAAAGAGGCUCUCCUAAUGUAAAUACCUGGAAUGAGAUAGAUGAUAAUGAUUCUAAGAAACCUAAAGAUGAUGCUGACCAUGAAAACAUUUUGAGGAUUCUCCUGGAUUCCUAUUCUCCCAAAGUUACCAUAGACAGUAAGACUGAUACACAAACUCCUUAUGAUCCCGAUUCCAAACCAGCUUCUAAAGAAGAUGAGAAUGGAGAUGCCAAGGGCAAGGUUAAAGUUACAUCCUCUUCCAAAGAGUCUCCGGAUUCUUCUGGAGCAGUAACUGGUGGAAUACUAGGUGGCCUAGCCUGCUUAUGCCUUCUUGGUGUUCUAAUAUGGAAGGUGGGACCUUCAGUGAGAACUCGUUUGGCCAGUAGACAACCCCUCUUGUAG
Molecule: messenger RNA, 1695 nt
Organism: Theileria equi strain WA
Lineage: Eukaryota; Apicomplexa; Aconoidasida; Piroplasmida; Theileriidae
Exons: 3
Coding region: 1-1695 (564 amino acids)
Source: RefSeq, a predicted model, not a curated record